Messenger RNA from Brassica napus (rape), 2877 nucleotides. RefSeq lists its product as uncharacterized. The transcript has a single exon. Gene Ontology annotation, molecular function: RNA-DNA hybrid ribonuclease activity; nucleic acid binding. Gene Ontology annotation, biological process: DNA integration. The record is from RefSeq and is a predicted model, not a curated record. Bases 1 to 2877 code for a protein of 958 amino acids. Lineage: Eukaryota; Viridiplantae; Streptophyta; Magnoliopsida; Brassicales; Brassicaceae.
AUGCCAGGGAUCGAUGUCAGCAUAACGUGUCAUGAGCUUAACAUCGAUCCGACUUACAGACCUGCCAAACAAAAAAGGCAGAAGCUAGGACCAGAGCGUGCCACCGCGGUAAAUGAGGAAGUCGAAAGACUCCUGAAGGUCGGAUCAAUAAUAGAAGUUAGGUAUCCAGAGUGGCUCCUUAACCCGGUCGUGGUCAAAAAGAAAAACGGCAAAUGGCGAGUAUGCGUCGAUUUUACCGAUCUCAACAAGGCCUGUCCAAAGGAUUGGUUCCCACUCCCGCACAUCAACCGACUGGUCGAAGCAACAGCAGGGAAAAAACUCUUAUCAUUUAUGGAUGCCUUCUCCGGGUACAAUCAGAUCAUGAUGAAUCCCGACGAUCGUGAGAAAACUGCUUUCAUCACCGAUCGGGGAACAUAUUGCUACAAAGUAAUGCCUUUCGGUCUCAAGAAUGCAGGUGCAACUUACCAGCGACUUGUCAAUCGAAUUUUCUCCGAACAGCUCGGCAAGACUAUGGAAGUAUAUAUCGAUGGCAUGCUCGUAAAGUCUCUUGACGAGCACGACCACGUCUCCCAUUUGGAGGAGUGCUUUGCAAAACUUAACGCCCACAACAUGAAAAUGAACCCUGCAAAGUGUAGAUUCGCGGUGGCAUCAGGAGAGUUUCUCGGGUACCUAGUCACGUGUCGUGGGAUCGAAGCAAAUCCUAAGCAGAUAAACGCGUUAAUAGAGAUGGUCUCGCCAAGGACGAAACGGGAAGUCCAAAGGCUAACCGGAAGAGUCGCGGCCUUGAACCGUUUCAUCUUGCGCUCGACGGAUAAGUGUCUACCUUUCUACGACACGCUCAAAGGGAAUAAGAAGUUUGAAUGGUCAGAGGAAUGUGAGAAAGCUUUCCAACAGCUAAAGCGUUACCUAGCCACUCCUCCCGUCCUCGCAAAACCAGUGGACGGAGAGCCCUUGUUCCUGUACAUCGCAGUCUCCACAACAGCGGUAAGCGGCGUUUUGAUUAGAGAGGAACGCGGUGAGCAAAAACCAAUCUUCUACAUAAGCAAAACGUUACUGGACGCUGAGACCCGGUAUCCCCUGAUGGAGAAACUAGCAUUCGCAGUUGUGACAUCGGCAAGGAAACUCCGGCCGUACUUUCAAUCGCAUACCAUAAUAAUCCUCACCACCUUCCCCCUACGAACGAUCUUGCACAGUCUGAGUCAGUCAGGACGACUCACAAAAUGGGCAAUCGAACUAAGCGAGUACGACGUGGAGUACCGCCCAAGAACCUGCGCAAAAUCUCAAGUACUAGCGGACUUCUUGGUAGAAUUGCCCACGGGGGAUAUGACAAACACGGAACCGGACUCAACGUGGAUCAUUCACAUCGACGGAUCAUCGUCCAAACAAGGAUCCGGGAUCGGAAUCCGGCUCACGUCUCCGACCGGCGAAGUCUUCGAACAAUCGUUCCGAUUGGAAUUCCAUGCGUCGAAUAACGAGGCCGAAUAUGAAGCACUCAUCGUAGAAUUACGAUUAGCCCAUGGGCUUAAGAUCCGCAACAUUAACGCUUACUGUGACUCUCAGUUAGUCGCAAAUCAGUACAGCGGAGAAUACGAAGCGACGGACGAAAGAAUGGAUGCAUAUCUAAAACUCAUCCAAGAUCUCUCCCGAGACUUCGACCACUUCGCCCUCACUAGGAUUCCUCGCUCGGAAAACACUCAGGCGGAUGCCUUGGCCGCACUCGCAUCAAGUUCGGAUUUUGGACUAAGACGAGUAAUCCCCGUCGAGUUCAUCGAACACCCAAGCAUCGGACCACCAGUGGUCGCCAAUCUGAUUCGAGCACAAAUCAAAAAUGCGGAGGAAGUCGAAGACCCACCACAAGAAAGCGUGGAUCAGUCGGAAUACGGCUGCGACAGCCCAUGGCUGGAGCCAAUCCGAGCAUACAUUAUCAACGGAACGCUUCCCACUGAGAAAUGGGCGGCCCGCAAAAUCAAGACCCAGGCCGCGCGAUGUGUAACGGUUGAAGGAGAAAUCUACAAAUGGACAUUCUCCGGCCCACUCAUGACCUGCGCCGAAGGCGAAAAAACAAGAAGAGCAAUGGAGGAGGUUCAUUCCGGAUCAUGUGGGAACCACUCCGGCGGAAGAUCUCUCGCCGUAAAAAUAAAACGCCAUGGUUAUUACUGGCCAACUAUGAUCAAAGACUGCGAGAAAUUCGCACGGAAGUGCGAGAAAUUCACACGGAAGUGCGAAAAAUGCCAAAGGCACGCGCCGACAAUCCAUCAACCCGCGGAAGUCCUCUCGUCCAUCUCGUCUCCGUAUCCCUUCAUGCGAUGGUCCAUGGAUAUCGUCGGGCCAUUACACAACUCGAAGCAGAAACGCUUCCUCCUGGUCCUCACGGAUUUCUUCUCAAAGUGGGUAGAGGCAGAUUCCUACGCAAGUAUCAAAGACGUACAAGUCGAGAACUUCGUAUGGAAGAACAUCAUCACCAGACACGGGGUCCCUUACAAAAUCGUGACAGACAACGGAUCUCAGUUCAUCUCUACCCGAUUCGAAGCAUUCUGCGAGAAGUGGAAGAUACGACUGACCAAGUCGACUCCCAGAUAUCCCCAGUGCAAUGGCCAGGCAGAGACCAUCAUCAAAACCGUCCUCGACGGGUUAAAAAAGCGCUUAGAAGCCAAAAAGGGGCGAUGGGCAGAAGAGCUCGAAGGAGUUCUUUGGUCGCAUCGUACGACCCCGAGACGGGCAACGGGUGAAACCCCAUUCGCCCUUGUUUACGGAACGGAAUGUAUGAUCCCCGCGGAAGUAGAAUUUCCCGGAGUAAGGAGAAUAUUCCUCCCCGAACGAGAAGAUCUUAACAGCGCAAUGCUGCUAGACGAACUCGAUCUUAUUAACGAGCGGUGA